Messenger RNA from Phyllotreta striolata, 1292 nucleotides. NCBI's taxonomy places the organism in Eukaryota, Metazoa, Arthropoda, Insecta, Coleoptera, Chrysomelidae. The record is from the annotation of a GenBank genome assembly.
AUUGACGUCAAUAAAGGUUAAAAAUAUUGACACAUUGUGAAAAUUUAAACAAUAAUUAUUUUUAAUGAGCAAGGAUGAAUAUUUUUUUUUGAACUUUACUGACACAAUACCAUUGUGUACAUGAGCUCUCUACCCAGUGAAAAUAAUGAAGCUUCUAGUCAUUUUAUUACUUUUUAAUAUAUCUUUUGUAAUUUGUUACAAACCAGUGAUUUUAUUACAUGGGAUUCUAACAGGACCAGAAAGCAUGAUACUGUUCAAAAACAGAAUCGAAGAAAAACACCCAGGGACAAUCGUUUACAAUAUCGAUCAGUUCGGAGGAUGGUCCAGCUUGGAAAACAUGUGGUACCAAGUCCAACAGAUAUCUCAGACCAUUUCAAACAUUACCUCAAAACACCCCGAAGGAGUGCACUUCGUAGGUUACUCUCAAGGCGCUCUUCUGGGUAGGACUAUUUUACAAGCAAAUCCAGACCACAAAAUCCUCCGAUACAUAUCUCUGAGCGGACCGCAGGCCGGCCAAUACGGAACUCAGUUUCUCCAUAUUUAUUUCCCAGGUUUAGCACUAGAAACAGCUUUUGAAUUGUUUUAUUCCAGAGUCGGUCAGCACACUUCCGUGGGGAAUUAUUGGAACGAUCCUUAUCACACUCAAUUGUACCUAAGCUAUUCCCAGUAUUUGCCUUACGUGAAUAACGAGAUCCUUUCGAAUAAAAGCGAUCAGUUCAAACAGGCUCUUACUAAACUCGACCUGUUGGUUCUCAUAGGCGGACCGAAUGAUAAUGUGAUCACUCCGUGGCAAUCAAGCCAAUUCGGUUAUUACGAUCACAACGGGACAGUUGUGGAGUUGAAAGACAGAGAAUUGUACCAAAAUGAUACGAUAGGCCUGAAGACUUUGUACGAGAAAAAGAAACUGAAGCUGAUUACAGUACCUGGUAUUGAUCAUUUUAUGUGGCAUCUCAACUUAUCUAUAUGUGAUAAUUAUGUUUUACCUUAUUUAGAUUGAUUUUAUUUAUUGAGUGAAUACUAGUGAAUCAUAUAAAAUAUUGUAAACUAUAUCAAUAUUGUAUUUAAGUACAAUGACACAUUUUCCUAUACAAGUAAUGGAAUGUUUUUACCGAGUCAGUUUUAUUAAGCAAUUAAAUUGUUUACUGCAAAAGCAAACAAAAAAAAUUGCUCAUUAAAUAAAUUUCGUAUCUAAUUAUGUACUAAGAUAUCAAGUGAUUAGUAUUAUGUCGACAUUAAAAUCGUCUUUUGGCUAAAAAAUAUUUUUCGAAUAAAUGUUGAUACAAUCUAAUUUA